Molecule: messenger RNA, 3029 nt
Organism: Apodemus sylvaticus (European woodmouse)
Lineage: Eukaryota; Metazoa; Chordata; Mammalia; Rodentia; Muridae
Gene: Mfsd8
Product: major facilitator superfamily domain containing 8
Exons: 12
Coding region: 85-1644 (519 amino acids)
Biological process (GO): transmembrane transport
Cellular component (GO): lysosomal membrane
Molecular function (GO): transmembrane transporter activity
Source: RefSeq, a predicted model, not a curated record
UCGAGAGUUUUGACAGCUCCGGCCGAGGAGAAGGAGCAGGUGUCGCGAGAGUGGGCAGCGCGCCGCCUAGUGAGGGCUGUCAUUAUGGCGAACCUGGGAAGCGAGGCCGAGCAGGAGCCCCUCCUGGGCUCCGGAUCACCCGGAAGCAGAGAAUGGGGCAUGAUAGAAACCCAAGAGCAUUACAAGAGUAGAUGGAAGUCUGUGAGGAUUCUCUACCUUACUAUGUUCCUCAGCAGUGUGGGGUUUUCUAUUGUGAUAAUGUCCAUCUGGCCAUAUCUUCAAAAGAUUGAUCAGACAGCUGAUGCAAGUUUUUUGGGCUGGGUUAUUGCUUCAUAUAGUCUUGGCCAAAUGGUAGCUUCACCUCUAUUUGGCUUAUGGUCUAAUUAUAGGCCGAGAAAAGAACCUCUUAUCGUCUCCAUCUCUAUUUCGGUGGCAGCCAACUGCCUGUAUGCGUAUGUCCACGUGCCAGCUGCUCAUAAUAAGUACUAUAUGUUGAUUGCUCGUGGAUUGGUGGGAUUUGGAGCAGGAAAUGUUGCCGUUGUCAGAUCAUACAUUGCUGGUGCUACUUCCCUUCAGGAAAGAACAAAUGCCAUGGCCAAUACGAGCACAUGCCAAGCCCUGGGCUUUAUUCUAGGUCCAGUUUUUCAGACUUGCUUUGCACUCAUUGGAGAAAAAGGUGUGACCUGGGACAUCAUCAGGCUGCAGGUCAACAUGUACACGGCCCCAGUCUUACUUGCAGCCUUCCUGGGAAUUCUAAACAUCAUUCUGAUUCUUUUUAUAUUAAGAGAGCAUCGUGUGGAUGACUUGGGACGUCAGUGUAAGAGUAUAAAUUUUCGAGAAGAAAAUACAGAUGGACUUCAGAUUCCUGAGGGAAGUAUUGAUCAAGUUGCUGUUGUGGCUACCAAUAUUGUAUUUUUUGUGGUUUUGUUUAUCUUUGCCGUUUAUGAAACAAUCCUCACUCCACUAACGAUGGACAUGUACGCCUGGACCCAGGAGCAGGCUGUGCUCUACAAUGGAAUAAUCCUUGUUGCUUUCGGCAUUGAGGCAGUUCUUGUUUUCAUGGCCGUUAAAUUACUUUCCAAAAAAACUGGUGAGCGAGCCAUUCUCCUGGGAGGAUUCGUGGCUGUGUGGGUUGGCUUCUUCAUCUUGUUACCCUGGGGAAAUCAGCUUCCCAAGAUACAGUGGGAAGAUUUACACAACAGCUCAACCCCGAAUACUACAUUUGGGGAAAUUAUUAUUGAUCUUUGGAAUUCUCCAAGAGAAGAUCACAGUGAACAGCCAACUGGGUGCCCAAUUGAACAGGCCUGGUGCCUGUAUACCCCAGUGAUUCAUCUGGCCCAGUUCCUGACAGCUGCUGUGCUGGUUGGACUAGGCUAUCCAGCCUGCAAUGUCAUGUCCUAUACAUUAUACUCAAAAGUUCUAGGACCCAAACCUCAGGGUAUAUACAUGGGCUGGCUGACCACUUCUGGCAGUGCGGCCCGCAUUCUUGGGCCUGUGUUCAUCAGCCACGUGUACACUUACUUGGGCCCACGGUGGGCAGUGAGCCUCGUGUGUGGAAUCAUAGUGCUCACCAUCUUGCUAAUAGGAGCCGUUUACAAAAGACUUGUUGCCUUUUCUGUCAGAUACGGGAGGAUCCAGGAGUAAGUUAGUGUAGUCUGGAUAUUUGCUGCCUAUUGUCUUCAACUCAACUCUGAAUGACGUGACUCUGAAUGGUAGGAUGUGUAACAACAUUCUGGGUCAUAUCUCCUUAUCAAAGGUGAGCUGCUUUCGUAUCAUACCUUCCUGGAGUCUCAUGAAUUCAACAGUGAAUGGAUAAUGGUCAGCAGGUGUGAAGCUACACUUGAUGUGAGCUGUAGGGCUGUCUAAAGCCGUGGAACUGGGCAAAGUUCUGUACUAAUUAACCAGAAUACAACAUUUAGUUAAAAAAAAAGAAACAUUUUUAAACUAAACAUUUUUUCACUGUUUUUUUUUUAAAUAAAAAUGCACUAUUAUUCAGUUUCCUAAUGAAAUAAAACUGAGCCUUAAAGCGUGAACCCCGCCCUCCCUCUCCACCUUACACUAUACACCCUUCUGAAGCUGUCCGCACUAAAGGAUGGCAGGCAGCACUUUGCUCCAGUCAUUUUCUGUUUUGUCAGGCCCUGGACAUCCUUUUACCUGCUUUUCUGUAUUUCCUGUCAUCUUUUGGGUCACUGCUGACCUUAAAUUCCACCUCUGUGUGGUAUGCCCAGAGACAAAAUAAUGAUAACUCGUGAGAAAGAGAGCACUCCGACGUUCCUGUGUAACACACAGUGCUUUCUCACAGCAAGCUUAGAGCUGAAGGAAGAUCCUGGUCUAUGAUACACAUGAAGUAAACAAGUCACUUGUCUUCAGAGGCUACCUCGUUACUGUUUCACAUUCUCAGAACAGGGAAACUGACCUGAACACUACCAGUUGCUUAACUGUGAGGAACCAUUUCCAGUUUGUGACUCAGAUUUGCAGAAAUAUUUGGGAAAAAAAUUAAAAGUGCACUGAGUGAAGAAGCCUUUAUCUUAGCAUACAUGUUCCCUGCAAGAACAUGACAGACAUUUCCCAGCCCUAGAAUUCUAAUACCGCAAUUCAGAAAACUACAACCCAGCAAAAUGACUGCACCUUCUUUUUUACUGAGGUACUCACAUCCUGGGAGAGUAGACUAACAUCACCUGGUCACCAAAGUGAGGGCAGUGAGAGGUCAGGGGAAGGAGUUGGGAGGUAAAGACGAUCACUAUUGAAUACUAAGGGAGUGAAAAGGGGGAAAUGGUUUUAUUUUUGAAAAUCUAGCAAAGGAUUAUUUUCUUAUUUUGAAUGUACUGUCAUUUCAUAAAGCAUUUCUAGCCAUUUCGCUUCUCUAUUUAAAACAAGCUCUUGUAUGAAAAUGAAAUAAACUUGUGAAUUUUUAAUUUAAUGAAGAUAAACUAUUUCGAUCUGACUACCAUUUAUUGUUGAAGGUUUAUUUGUAACUUUAUUACAUUGUGAGUAUUCAUUUUAAAUAAAGCAAAACUGUAAGGAUUUUU